Molecule: messenger RNA, 2224 nt
Organism: Trichoplusia ni (cabbage looper)
Lineage: Eukaryota; Metazoa; Arthropoda; Insecta; Lepidoptera; Noctuidae
Product: putative glutathione-specific gamma-glutamylcyclotransferase 2
Exons: 3
Coding region: 279-1025 (248 amino acids)
Biological process (GO): glutathione catabolic process
Cellular component (GO): cytoplasm
Molecular function (GO): glutathione specific gamma-glutamylcyclotransferase activity; gamma-glutamylcyclotransferase activity
Source: RefSeq, a predicted model, not a curated record
AAUCGUCAGUCAGCAAGUGAACAGCGCAAUGGGUAGUCGAUUUAAAUUGAAAUUACAUUCAUAGUGCUAGUUUAUAUUGCUUGCGCGUAUAACUAAAUACUAACAAUGAGACACAAGUAGAAUAAUAAAAGUGGAAGUUUAAAAAUCUGUGAUAAGGAAUCGCGACUCGGUUCUUCGCUUUCUAAUUUUCUAUUCCUUAUUUGAAAUCGCGUGUGUAACCAGGCGAAUUUGUAGCUCAGAAUUCAGAUUUAUAACAUAAACAAACCUUAGAAAUCAAGAUGGAUAAUAUGUCUGAUGACAGGAGUAAAUGUACUGAAGCGAAGAGGGAACCUUUCUGGGUGUUUGGUUAUGGGUCCUUGUGUUGGAACCCUGGCUUUGAAUACCAGCAGGCUAUCACCGGCUACGUCAAGGGCUUUUCAAGAAGGUUUUGGCAAGGGAACACGACGCAUCGCGGAACCGAUACAAAGCCUGGCCGAGUCGCGACUUUGAUUGAGGAUAAGGAAGGUGUCACAUGGGGCAAGGCGUUCCUGAUCUCAGCGGACAACAACGCCGCCUUACCUUACCUCACGACCAGGGAAUGCCAGCUAGGUGGCUACAGAACUUACACAGUAAACUUCCACCCCAGACCCGACCUAGAAUACUCCUCAAGUUCCACUUCAAGCAGCGAGAAGAAAGAUGCUCUUUUAUACAUCGCUGUUCCCGAAAACCAGCAUUGGCUGGGAUCCGCGCCGUUGCCAGAUAUUGCAAAACAAAUCCUCGAAUGUAAAGGAUCUUCCGGUACAAAUGCAGAAUAUCUUCUAAGGUUAGCCGACUUCAUGAGGGACGAAAUUCCAGAAGCGUUAGACGAACACCUCUUCUCCUUAGAAAGGCUGGUCAAGAAGUUCGCUUCAGAUAUGAGGAUCUGUUUAAGGACUCUUAUGGGAGAGGAGAGGCAAGAAGAGAAGUCUGAGGCUAAGGCUGUCGUACCCAGCUUCCAGUACGCCUCGAGAGUCCCCGAGAAGAAGCUGCGUUGUGUCAAUAUGUGAUAUGGGCUUAGACCAAAUACUAGGUCUGGAUAGGCUAGCCUUAAUGUCGUUGUGACGACUCAGAUAAAUAGUUGUGACCGUUGAUUUUUUUGGUAUACACAUUACCUAAAUGUGUCUAUCAAAUUUUUGAUCUACCGAAUCAAAAUCCGGCCUAUAAGCUUUGUAUAAAAACUUAAUACUCUAAAACUAAUUUUUGAUAUAAAUUUUUCGCAAAAAUGUUAUCUAACAUGUUAUUUUUUUCUUUUGACUAAAUUUAUUAUUACUUGACAUAAAAUACCUACACAUAUUGACAUUUCGUCAUGACUAUUUGUCUUAUUCAAAUAGCCAAAACCGGGUAUUAGGUAGGUAAUAAUCAAUUGACAUUUUGCAUGUGAUAAAUUAAUAAAUUUCGCAAAAAUAAAUAAAAAUGUCUUAAAAAGAUAUUUAAAGCAUAAACUGAUAUCGUUAAUUCUAUAAUUUGUUCUUGUUUUUAUUUAUAUUCUUGUAAUUGUAAUUUAUUUGCAAAAUUUAUUUAUUUUUCCGAAAUCUAAUUUUAUUAUGUUAAUAUAAGUUAUUAUAAUCUAUAGUUGCAAUGUUAAAUAGAUGACAUAGUUUGAUGACCAAUCGUAGUAUUGUUUAUGACCACAUAGACUUUGACAACAGCGCUGUUAUGACUAAAACUCUUUUGAAAACAAAUUUGCGGAUAUCACACGCACUGAUUUUUCCAUGUAAAAAAUUGUAACACUACUAGAUUCACAGAAAAACUAAAUGUAACAUAGCUUCUAAUGUUAUUCGUCAAUUUCUAACUAUCAUCAAUUCAUUAUUCAAUAGGUAUAAGAGACAACGCAAAAUAUUAGUUAUCUAUAAUUUAGACUAGCUGUGAAGGAGGCGUGUGAUUCUGAAAAACUAUUUUAUUUAUACUCUUUUUCAUGUAUUUCGUAUUUUCUGCAUUUUAUGAUAUUUUAUGAGCGCGGGACGUAAUUAAAAUAUUGCCAGAGAAUGAAAAUAAAGUCUUCGUAACGAAAUUGUGUAAUAAUUGUCGUAAUAUUUAUUUUUGGAGAUUUAAUUAUUAUUUUUAUAUAAAUUUCCAGAAAAUAAUUACCAUGCCUAUUAAAGUAUUGGCAGCGAAUAAGUAAAUUGGCAAUUAUAAAAAAUAUUAUGUUGAAUUAAAUAAUAUUAUUUUUAUAACGACAUUUAUGAAAGCACGCACAAACGAAAAA